AUGCCUGUUCUCCAGCGAAGGGAAGAAUCAUGCUCGAACGCACUUGAUAUCUUAUUUAUCACCUCUGCCUUCGUCCUGCUUGGGCUAGUCCUUGGCGUUGUCGUCUACAAUUUCAGAAAGUGGUUCAGACCUCAGGCGUCACGAGAGUGGACACCACGCCAACCGUGGGACGUCUCUCCUAUCCGUCCUUCGUCGAUGUUGGAAACCAUUGUUGGUGUCUGGAUGGCGGACGAUGUUAAUCCGAAGUUCAUUCACCACGUAUCGUUGAAAGACUCGGCUCGCCUCGAGAAACUUGUUGAUGACGAAGGCUACGUUUAUGCCAAACGUGGCAUUCGGCCGGAGUUCGAGAUCAGUGGGGCGGGAGCCUCCCUUUGGGGCGACGUCUGUCUUGUUUUCUGCUCCAAUGCCAUGAAGAGCAUCGCGAUCCCGACGCACGUCGUCGUCUUAUUCAGAAGACUCGUCAACGUCGUCUCGACUCUCUCAAUCUCACACCACUAUUUCAAACACCACCACGACGAAAGUAGGCAGGCACCGUAUUACCAUCUCGGGACCCACGGAGACCUUAAGGCGUCGCGGACGAAGACUCAGGACUGUGAGGACGCAACGUGGUUUCAACAAUGUCGCUGGGAGGCAUUAUUGCCAUUUCAAGAGCAGUGGGAUAAUGUGAAGGACAAGUAUAUCAAUCAAGCAUCAUCUAUCUCAUUGCCAUGGUGGCCUUCGCUGUUCUCUUCUAGCAGCGAACGACGAGCUAGCUCAGCUCCAACACCAGAGAAACCAGACCAGACCGACCACCCACGACCACCACCUCGUCGGGAUGAUCAGCAUGAGACAGAGACACCUCGGGACAUUAUUCACCAACUAAUCGCCAACCCUGCUCUAUCUGACCCGCUUAGAACUCCCCGCUAUCCGAUUGUACUCUGUCAUGGCCUCUAUGGAUUUGACGUGCGAGGGCCCUCUACAUUCCCGACAAUGAGAAUGCAUUACUGGGCGAACGUUCUGUCUAUCCUCCGCGGCAAGCUAGGUGCGGAAGUGAUAGUCACGUCAGUUCCCGGAACCGGCAAUAUCUCGUCUAGGUCUGCUCGCCUAGAUGAGCAGCUCAAGGACAAGGCGAGAGGACGCGGAGUCAAUAUGCUUGCGCACUCUAUGGGUGGACUGGACUGCAGACAUCUAAUCACGCACGGCCGGCCCUCUGAGUACACCCCUCUAUCACUCACAACGAUCAGUACCCCUCAUCGCGGAAGUCCAUUCAUGGACUGGUGCGUCGACAACAUUGGGAUAGGAAAGCUCCGCGAGCAGGAAAUCGAGUUGCUCAAGAAUGGCAAACACUCUCAAGGUUCCGAGGGGCCACCACCUAUGACAGCGAAUGGAGAUUCCAAUGGUCAAUCACCGUCGACACCUUCGUCCUUUAACUUCUCAUCCCUCCCAUCGUCCUUCACCACCCUCUUGCUUUCGGUCGUGGAUUCUCCAGCCUACGCCAAUCUCACCUCAACAUACCUCAAUGACGUGUUCAACCCAGCUACACCGGAUGAUCCAAGAGUCAAGUACUGGAGCGUCGCGGGUCGCGUCCCCGGUGUUAGCAUAUUGCAUCCUUUCUGGUUCACGAAGAUGAUUGUCGAUGAUGCGGAGGAGCAGCAGCGGAUGCAGCUCAUGCAAGAACAUUUCGACAAGCAUGAUAUUAACGACUGGGAACCGCACCCACCGCGGCCUCCUCUCUGGGCGGACGAGCAUGAAUGGGGCAAUGAUGGCUUGGUGACAGUGCAGAGCGCUAAGUGGGGAGAAUUCCUUGGUGUUCUGGAUGGCUGCGACCACUGGGAGAUGCGAGGUGCUCGAGGAAUCGAGUUUGGUGUAGACCUUCCUGCAAUCCCAGUCAUCGGGCUGGGUGUCUCAACUUCGGCAGCUUCAACGUCCGCCGCUUCCGCGAAGAAGGAAUCAUCAUCGACCAGGGAAUGGACCAGGUUCCUCACUGGCUGGAAGCGAGACGUGAAGCCUUCCUCUGACAAGGAAAGCGUUUGUGAAACAGACAGGGAAGUUCGAGAGCCUACGUUGGAGGAGAGGGAGCAUGAGUUCCGCAAGGGAGAUCAAGUCGUGCGCUCCUCUACUGAGCGCCUGUCUGUCGUGGUCGACUGGCUAGUGGAGCAAAUACCCGGCCCUCAAACCCUCGUCAGCGCCACAAAGAUUCCCUACCUCAGCACUUCUGGGGCUUCAGAUUCGGGUAACGGAACUCAGGAGCAACGUCCAUUCGAGAAGACUGCUACUGAGGAGAUGAAGAAGCUUUCAGCGGAAAUGGUGUCUCUUACUGCUGGUUCUGGCGCUUCCGGUAUCGACAUUUCCAUCCUACCCUCGGCAAAGCCAGAAACGUUAAGGAAGGAGGUCAAGAAGAUGAUGGAGCGGGAGAGGAAACAGUGGAGGAAGAAUGAGCUGGAGACGAAGGCCGAUCUAGAGCGUUUCUAUGUCGCCAUGGCUCGGAAGAUGUGGGACGAGGGAUUGUAG
Molecule: messenger RNA, 2490 nt
Organism: Coprinopsis cinerea okayama7#130
Lineage: Eukaryota; Fungi; Basidiomycota; Agaricomycetes; Agaricales; Psathyrellaceae
Product: lipase 2
Exons: 8
Coding region: 1-2490 (829 amino acids)
Molecular function (GO): triacylglycerol lipase activity
Source: RefSeq, a predicted model, not a curated record